CUCAAUGUACCGUCAAUGUUUGUUUGUGUGGUUGUCUUGGUCAAAACAUCUUUCUGUUUUUUUUCUUUUCCUCUCUUUUAAUUAUUGGUGACAUCAAUUAAUUAGCCUAAUUAUGGGACUAUUAACUGAUGACAAAUCAAGUGAAGAGAGUGGAAUAGUGAAAUUAUUACGGAAUCAUGCAAAUAAAGUGUCCUUUUUGUGUUUCACCUCAGCAAUCAUAGUUGCUGCUGCUCUGGUAACUGAAAAUUACGUUGACACAACAUAUUUCAGUGACAAUGCUCUUCUACCUGGUCUAGUUAAUCGAGAAUUUACUAAUCAACCAUAUCUUAAAGAUGUAUUAACCAGGCUUAGAAAGGUCGCUAAAUCACGACCAAAUGAAUUAGUUGCUGAUUGGCUUGUCAAUGAAUUCAACUCCAUUGGCUUGCACGGUUAUGAACACAACUUUACACUACAUUAUCCAUUUGGUAAAGAACAAGUAAUCAAAGGGAAUAAUGUUUAUGCAAUUUUAAGAGCUUCACGGGCUCAAAGCACCGAAGCAUUAGUGAUAUCAUCGCCUUACCGAGCUUCCAAUAAUGUUUAUGGACAAACCUUACCUGGUAUUGCUUUAAUGUUGAGUUUGGCCAAAUAUUUUUCCAGCAAAAACUAUUUAGCUAAGGACCUGAUAUUUUUGGUUUGUGACAAAGAAUAUAUUGGAUUCCAGGCAUGGCUUGAUGCAUACCAUGAAGUCGAUCGAUCUUCUGUUCUUGACUAUGGUUACCUAGAAGCAAAGAGUGGUCCAAUUCAAGCAGCUGUGAAUUUGCAGGUUUACGAAGAAGAUAUUGCUCGAUUAGAGGUUAAGAUUGAAGGUUUGAACGGACAACUACCCAAUUUGGAUUUGUUCAAUGUUGCUGUAGAGCUAGCAACAAGAGAAUCAAUUACUCCUACUUUCCACGGCAAAUCACAUCCUUUCUCAGCAGAUUUUUAUGAAGUUUCAAAAGAUUAUGCAUUAACAACAGCCUCAAUGAUGAUUUCGCAAGCAAAGACAAUACCUACCGGAGCUCACGGGUUAUUUCAUAAAUAUGCUAUACAAGCGAUCACUUUGGAAGGAAUUGGAAAAGUUGCGGCCAAUCAACGCAAAGAUUAUCUAUCUGCUCCUCUUUUCCAGGUUGGUCGGGUCAUUGAAGGUAUUUUCCGUAGUUUAAAUAAUUUAUUGGAAAGAUUCAACCGAUCUUACUGGUUCUAUUUAUUACCUUCAACUCGUCGAUAUAUUUCAAUUGGAUAUUAUAUGAUUCCAUUUGGUUUAAUGGCUCUUCCUUUGCUUUUCAAAGCUCUAAAUAUUUAUUUGACCAUGAAAAAAGUUGAUCAGGAUAAAAGUGAACAAGACUCAACCCAAGUUGAAUCUCUUUGGAAUGCUUUACCUUUCAACUUUUAUUGCCAUGUUUUGGGCUUUUUAAUCGCCUCUCUACCCGCUUUAAUCCAAAGAUAUUCAUGGCUUUAUCAUGAUUAUAACUUGAAGUUCAAAGAUACUAUUUAUUAUACACUGAUUUCUACAUCUUUGCUUUUAAUGUUCAAUCCGAUAUUCCGAUGGAAGCAAAAAUCUGAGGAACAAUUGAAAGCUCGUCAGUGUGUAGCACUAAUCAAUCUCGCUUUAAUUUUAUCCUGUCUAUCACUUCUAAACAUAUCACUGGCUCUGUUUCUUACCGUCCUAAUAGUACCGGUCACCUAUUUAUGUGUAUCCAUUUCCAAUUCAAUUUUACGAAAGCUUCUUGCUCCCUUCAUCCUUCUUCUUCAUCCUCUUUCAAUUGGCUAUCUGUGUAUAUUGGUUGUUUCAUUCUUGGUUCACCAUGAAACAGAUCCGAUGGUUCAUCUCGCACGAUCAGCAGAAAGUCACAAAUCAUAUCUACUUAAAUACCUAGAAGACUGGUAUAUACAUGGCAAUUGGACCUUUUUCUUUGGUUCCGCUUUAUUUUUUCCAGCCUGGUUUCAAAUUUGGUCAAUUAUUUAAUUUUUAUACCUGUUGAAUAUUAUUUAUGCUUUGAUACUUUGAAUAAAAUUAUAAUUGGAAUAAAAUCAAA
Tetranychus urticae (two-spotted spider mite) is the source of this 2054-nucleotide messenger RNA. RefSeq names its product glycosylphosphatidylinositol anchor attachment 1 (gene GAA1). Gene Ontology annotation, cellular component: GPI-anchor transamidase complex; membrane. The record is from RefSeq and is a predicted model, not a curated record. Lineage: Eukaryota; Metazoa; Arthropoda; Arachnida; Trombidiformes; Tetranychidae. Gene Ontology annotation, biological process: attachment of GPI anchor to protein.